CAAACGUCAACGUAAUGAAGACGUAUAUACAUAGUGAUGGAAGGCCGUCGCUGUUCCAGCCAUGCGAAAGUAAGAUUGCCGUGAAAACGACAGACAACGAUAUAUUCAUAGAGACUGCGAAUGACAAUAAACAAGGAUUAUCCAUAGAAGAUAAGGAGUUUGUGAAGAUGAUGGACCUAGAAUUUUGUCAGGACGAAACCGGUCAUUGGUCAGCACCUUUACCUUUUCGUACUCUGCGAGUUCGACUACCAAACAACAAAGCUGAGGCUUAUAGAAGAGCCAAGAGUCUAGACGCAUCAUUAAGACGGAACCCUACAAAACAGAAACACUGUAUGGAAUUCAUGAGAGGUAUUCUCGACAAAGGGCAUGCGGAGCUUGCACCAAGUCUACAAGAUGAAGAAGAAUGUUGGUAUUUACCAUUGUUUGGCGUCUAUCACCCAAAGAAAAAAGACAAGAUAAGAAUAGUCUUUGAUUCAUCAAGCAAACACGACGGUGUGUCAUUAAACAGUGUUCUUAUGAGUGGACCAGACCUAACUAACAGUUUAGCAGGAAUUCUCAUGAGAUUCAGGAAAGAGAAGGUUGCCAUCACCGGCGACAUAGAACAAAUGUUUUAUCAGUUUCGCGUCCACAACCAUCACCGAAACUACCUGAGAUUCCUGUGGUACAGGGACAAUGACUUUAGUAAACCAUUGACAGAGUAUCGUAUGUGCGUUCACGUAUUUGGAAACUCUCCAUCGCCAGCGGUGGCCACUUACGGCCUUCGUAGAAUAGCUCAGAAUGCAGCCGAAGUCCAUGGUGACGCAGUGUUUAACUUCGUAAAGAAUGACUUCUACGUAGACGAUGGUCUCACGUCACUAUCUUCAGAAGAUGAUGCAGUAGCUCUACUGACGAACACACAGAGAGCGCUUGAAGAAGAAGGCAGGCUGCGAUUCCACAAACUUGUAUCGAACAAUCCAAAGGUACUCGAACACUUUAAAGAGGAAGACCUAGCUAAGGCCUUGAAGACAGAAGAUUCACCAACCGAACGAAGCCUUGGACUGAGUUGGAAUCUGACCGAAGAUUGCUUUGUGUUUCAGUAUACGUUAGACAAGAAAAGCUACUACACAAAGCGGAAUGUACUCUCAACUAUAAAUAGACUGUACGACCCGUUGGGCUUCUUAUCUCCAUUUACCAUUUGUGGAAAGAUACUACUGCGAGAUAUCACAAGUAAAGUAAACGACUGGGAUGAACCGAUACCCGAGCCAUUGCGAAAGAAGUGGUUGUCAUGGUUUGAAUCCCUGCAAGACCUUCAAACGCUACGAAUACCACGUACAUAUUUCCCACAGCACGUAAGAUUCAACCCUGAAAGUGAGCUACAUGUAUUCUGCGAUGCAUCAGAGAAAGCCAUAGCAUCGGUUGCGUUUCUCAAGACAGUUACAGAGGACGGUAACAUUCAUGUUGGUUACGCGUUCGGAAAAGCUAAAGUAGCGCCAAAACACGGACAUACCAUACCGAGGCUCGAGCUAUGCGCUGCAGUCCUCGCCGUUGAGAUAACAGAAGCUGUAUCUGAAGAGCUGUCGAUUUCCCCUAGUAAGAUCACAUACUAUACAGAUAGCAAAGUGGUUCUUGGAUAUCUAAACAACCGGACCCGAAGAUUUUACAUCUAUGUCGAAAACAGAGUGUCCAGAAUUUUGAGAUUUUCUAAACCUUCUCAGUGGCUAUACAUAGAAACAUCAAAUAACCCUGCAGAUGAAGGAACCCGUGGUAUGAAACCUUCGGACUUAAAACAGUGUAUAUGGCUUUCUGGGGAACCAUUGUUGAGCAUAUCCAAUGACAUCAGCGCCAACUACCAGUUACAGAAUCCAGAUGACGACGUUGAAGUUCGCCCCAUAGUCAAGAGCAUGAAAACAGACAUAAGGCUUGGAGUCAGUCGGUUUGAGAAAUUCUCCAGCUGGAAAAGAUUGAUACUAGCAGUCGCAGUACUUAUUCGUUUUAUCAGACGCUUUAGGAAAGAAGCUUCUACCGCUGAUGAGAGUUCCAACGGUGAAGAGUCGAAGUCCAGAGCCAAGGAGUGUAUCAUUAAACAGAUACAGCAAGAAUCGUUCUCAAGAGAGAUUGGAUGUCUCACGAACAAGAAAACCUUACUGAAGGACAGUCAUGUUGUAAAACUGUCACCAUUCCUUGACGAACGUGGAAUACUUAGGGUAGGAGGGAGACUCAGGAAAUCCCAGUUAGCAGCUCGGGAAAAGAAUCCCAUACUAAUUCCUGGACGGUCCCACGUAGCUUUGUUAAUAGUACGCUUUUACCAUGAAGAAAUACACCAUCAAGGAAGACAUGUCACAGAAGGUGCAGUUAGAAGCGCAGGUUUCUGGAUCACCGGCGGAAAACGUAUGAUAGCGAAACUGAUCCAAGCCUGUGUCCCAUGUCGAAAGUUAAGAGGAAAAGUUACUUACCAAAAGAUGGCCGACUUACCUGUCGAUCAACUUACUCCAGCCCCGCCAUUUACCUUUGUCGGAGUGGACGUAUUCGGUCCAUGGAGCAUCGUCACGCGGCGUACCAGAGGCGGCAGUUCCUCAUCCAAGCGAUGGGCAGUACUCUUUACGUGCCUAGCCGUGAGAGCAGUUCAUAUCGAAGUCAUAGACGAAAUGUCGUCGUCGGCCUUCAUCAAUGCUGUCCGACGAUUCUUAGCCAUUCGAGGAAAGGUCAAAGUAUUUCGAUCAGACAGAGGUACCAAUUUCGUCGGCGCUACAGACGAUUUGAGUAUAGACGCCAUCAACGUCGAAGACCGGAAUGUUAAGAACUUCCUUGACGAUACAGGUACCACUUGGUUGUUCAACCCACCUCACGCAUCGCAUUUCGGUGGGGUUUGGGAACGCAUGAUAGGCGUAACUCGACGUAUCCUAGACGCUAUUCUACUAGAAAACAAGCAUAAACACCUAACGCAUGACGUUCUUUGUACAUUCAUGGCCGAGGUUUGUGCCAUCGUUAACGCAAGGCCUAUUGUUCCCGUUUCUACAGACCCAGAUGAUCCAUUCAUAUUGUCGCCAUCAGUGCUGUUGACCCAGAAGACGGCUGAUAGUUCAGUCGAUACCUAUCAAGACUUAGGUGUCAAGGACAUGUAUAAGGCACAAUGGAAAUGUGUACAAGUUCUCGCCGAGACAUUCUGGAAAAAAUGGAGGCGCGACUAUUUGUCUGGUUUACAGUCGCGACAAGUGUGGCAAGAUCAAUCAGAAGAUAUCAAGGAAGGUGACUUAGUACUCUUAAGAGACAAAUCAGUAGUGAGAAAUGAGUGGCCAGUUGGACUGGUUGAAACUGUUUACGCGAGUGAUGACGGUCUCGUAAGAAAAGUAGCCGUUAAAGUAAUUAAAGACAAUAAACCUACCGCGUAUAUUCGUCCGAUAGUUGAGCUUGUAAAGCUCUUAGAAUAACUGUGUAUGAGCUUAGAGCUCUUAGCAUAACUGUGUACAUGUAUGAAUUGUUACAGGUUUAAGAGUAGUUAUGUGUGAGUUUUAGAAGCUUAAAAUUACUUGUGUUCUACAUUAAGUAUUUUGAAGCGUACUUAAGUACAGUCUAGGAUUUUGAUUGUUUUCGUAAAUGCACAAUGCUAGUUUUGUUAUUUUAUGAUUCAGUUAAAGUCACUACUUUGAUAAUUCUGAUGUUUUGCAUAAACUUUGAAUAAUGUCACUCUUAUAUGAAUGCAUGCACUUUAUUUGUAUAAUGUCGUAACUUGCAAAAUUAUUUUUUUAAACCUUAGCAAAAUUAUGUUUUUGUGUUUAAAAUUUUUGGUAACUGUGAGUUAUAUGAUUGAUGUUUUGAAUCUUUUUUAUAAAUGAUUAUUAAUUUUGUUGUAUAGUGAUAUACUUCACAGAAUUAAAUCAGGCAGGGAGUGUGUUGUUGCACAGUAUGUUGUUACACAGAGUGCGCUCUAGAGGGUCUCAAGGAGAUCCCUCGAAGAGUCUUUGUGGUCUCUAGGAGACCUCCAAGAGUCGGAAUUUAUUAGUGGUAUAUGACCUUUAUCUAGCUAGAGUUAACUCCCUUGUUGGUUAUCACGCCAUUUGUAAUUUGUCAAAAGCAAAGGUCUUGGACCUUAAAAUCAAUAAUUAUCGGUAUUAUGGCCCCAUGGUUCUUUUACUCUCUGUGAGCAUCCGAUAUAACUGUGGCCAUCCAGUAUUUCCUAUGGUCAUCUGUCAUUGUCUCAGUGGACAUUCAAGUAUUAUCUGAUGUGUCAUCAAGAAAGAAUAAAGACAUAUAACAGUA
Messenger RNA from Mercenaria mercenaria, 4236 nucleotides. RefSeq lists its product as uncharacterized. The record is from RefSeq and is a predicted model, not a curated record. Gene Ontology annotation, biological process: DNA integration. Bases 15 to 3407 code for a protein of 1130 amino acids. Lineage: Eukaryota; Metazoa; Mollusca; Bivalvia; Venerida; Veneridae. Gene Ontology annotation, molecular function: nucleic acid binding. The transcript has 2 exons.